AUGUCAUCAGCUUUAAAAGAAAAGAUUUUUAUCGAAACAAAUAAUUCCAAAUAUUGUUUUCAAGGUUAUCCAUCGGAAUUAUCAGUUAAUUCAUUUAUUGAACAAAAAUCUUUUCAAAAAAAGUCUUCUUUACUUUAUGAUCAAAUGUUUACAAAGAAAACUGAUUUUAAUCCAAGAGCACAUCGAGAUGAUCGACAACAUUCCAAAUUUCAAGGAUUAAAUCAAGCUAAACAGAAGGCAAACUCCAAUUCUCCCUCUCCAUCGUACGACACCGUCCUUCCAUCUAUUUCCCAACCCCGGGCACGAUCUGCAGUUCGAGGUGGCUGUACAACAACAGCCUGUUCUACCUCGACUGCCAGAUCGUGUUGCUCAACAAUCCCGAUCCGUUCCCAGGAAUACCCAGGUUAUUAUGGCACGGUCGGUUCCGGCCGGUUAGGUACGUUUUCCGACCGUUUCCUGCAAACUUCGAGCUGGAAACGGUCAGGAAUUGAUCGGAUAUUUCCUGUGCAAUUCCAGUCGGAAUCCGGCGGCAAGGAACCUGCCGGACCUUGCUGGAAUCGGCGAAAAGUGUGCCGGAAUCGUGAAGAGCUGUACCGGAACAGACUCAGAUUUCAACGGAUCCAGUCGCCGGAAUGA
This is a messenger RNA of Adineta ricciae, 636 nucleotides long. The record is from the annotation of a GenBank genome assembly. NCBI's taxonomy places the organism in Eukaryota, Metazoa, Rotifera, Eurotatoria, Adinetida, Adinetidae.